AAAUUACCAAGUGGUGGCAGAUGUUUACAGGCCCGCUCCCGUUGGCGUUAAAAAAAUACUGUAUUGCGGAUUAAAUGUUAUCGAUUUUUAGGAUUUAUCGAAUUCUAAAAAUUGUGACAAAAAAAAUUGUCAGACGUAUAAAAAACAAAAAUGCGUUGUAAAUAAAGUCGCGCAGACAGUAGCCCGACAUAGACUUUUACCGUUAUUGUGUUAUCCAACAACAACCUCCUUUUACACCUUCCGAAGUCAUCCUCCCAAGUCAGCUACCACGCGAUCAGAAUAUGUCGGAAACGUCUAGUCUUGACGUGGAAAGUGAGGAGCAGAGUUCCUUCGAGGUCAUCCAGGCGCUCCGCAUACGCUCACAACGCCUUGCCCUUCGCCUUCAGUUGACGCAUCGAGAAAUGGAGACAUCCGCGGCGGCAGCUUGCUGCCGUGAGGCUACAAGAACCGCUCAGCUUACUAAGGUCUUCAUGUUGAGGCGUCCUGUGGAAAUGGCUCCAGGGCAUUCCAUGCCGUCGGCACCUGCAAUGGCCGCUCCCAACCCGACGCCAGUGAGCAACAGGCAGGCCCUCCCCAACACCGGCUCUAUUCCUAUGGCCAUACCCAUGCCAAUGACAUUGCCUUAUCCCUUGCCACUGCCUCCUUUCCAUGCAGUUCCUAUGCAGAUGGCUCCCCAGCUGUCAGCGUCCCAUUCGCCCCAGAUGCAAUUCCUGCAAAAUAUGCAACAGGGACCGUCUUCCAGGGCGAAUGUACAAAUCAACGCUCCAAGUUCAAGUCAGAGGAAGAAAUCUAAAAAGGUGCUCAGGGACGAGGUGAACGCUCUAAUGGAAAUGGUGCUAAAGCUUUCUAUGGUCUGGUCACCAGACGUCAAUGCAUAUGCCAGCCAACUAAUUCGUCAGAACGGGGUACUUUCCCAGUUGGAGUGGAUGCAUCCCUCCGACAGUCUACGUGCCAAGGUGACCCAAAUUCCUCAGGCCGGACUGAGGCAACAGCGCAUUGAUGGUGGCAGCGAGAUGGGUCGUCAGCUGAUUAAUCAGCAGCGGCCUCAGGAGGGCCAGGCGCGCCUGCGUCGCGAGUCUGAGCUAUCCAGUACGAGCAGCAGCAGUGCUCCUCAACAAAACCAAACGCAGGAGAAUGAGCAGCAAGGCCAAGGAGGGCGUAAGCGCAAUCAUAGAAAACGUGACGGGUCUGGAAAGAACCCCAAGCAGUCGCUAAAGACCGAGCUGGUAGCGAUGCGGGCUUAUAUAAACAGAAUAGUUCAGGACUAUAUCGGAGUCGACCACCCACUACCACCAGAGUUGCAAUUCACUGGCGACUUUUCCGACCUCGAAGACCAUGCGCAGCGCUUGACUGCGGCGGGCUUUGGACGCAUCGUUGAGGAAGAGAUUCGAGUUAACCGAAAAAACAACCGACAGGCUUUUAUUCAAAUGUCAACCGAUCGUGAGGGCCUCGAACGUGAUGGCAUUGUGCUCCUACCGGUGGCUCGCCGCUACGCCUUCGAGGGAGACAAGGUACGCGCGUUUGUCCUAAAUGCUGGAGCCCAAAGCAACUCCAAGUCAGGGGAAUCCGCUGGAGGCAUCAUUGGUGGCAAACCGUCCAUUUCGCUCGCGGACGAAGAGGAACUCUCCGAUGAAACAGAGUCACAGGACUCGGACGCAGAUCCCGACAACGUGGUCGUUAUAUCCUCAGACAACUGUCCCAAGGCGUUUGUUAUAGCCAUUACUAAGCAGACGGAGCUGCGUCAGAUCGUUGGCACGAUUUCUUUUACGAAUCCCACAAAACUAUGCGAUGACCAGCUGUUCUAUAAAUUUCGUCCAUACGAUCUGCGUGUGCCGAUGGUCUAUGUACCCCAGGAUUCCUGUGCGGCGCAUAUAGGAAAGAAGCCCAACGAGGUGUCCGGAUUACUCUACCUUGCACAUAUUCUUGAGACGGACUGCAAUGGACACUGCAUCGCGGAACUUAUACAGCCGGUUGGUCGAGUGGGAAAUCUGGAAGACGAAUUGAAGGCCAUUCUUUUCCAUAACGGCCUCAGGGAUAUAAAGCCAUUCGAGCAACGCUUUAACGACAUGUAUUCCGAGCCUGCCCCACCUGUAAGUGCGGCCGAUCUGCGCCAUCGUCGAGACUUGCGUAAGAAGUGUGUUUUCACCAUUGACCCGCUGACGGCUCGUGAUCUGGAUGACGCCGUUUCCAUUGAGCAGUUGGGGGAUAACGUGUUCGAGGUGGGUGUGCAUAUUUCCGACGUAUCACACUAUCUAUCUGAGGCCUGCGAGCUGGAUGAAAUCGUUAAGGAGCGCUCCACCUCGAUUUAUCUGGUAAACGAGGUAAUUCAUAUGCUCCCACAGACCAUGUGCAUGCGCUGUUCGCUGUUGCCCGGAGAGGAUAAGUUUGCAUUUUCAGUGUUCUGGAAAAUGAACGAGCAGGGAGUCAUGCUCCAAGAUAAGCCCGAAUUCGCACGCACUGUUAUUAACUCGUGCACUCAGUUCGCCUAUGAGCAUGCCCAAAAGAUUAUCGACAACCCCGGAGAACGCUUUACCGAGGACGAUUUCCCAACGAUUGUUAACGGAUUUCAGCCUGAAGACAUCGCCGAACGAGUAUUAUUGCUCCACGAAAUGGCGCGGUCGAUGCGAAAGGCACGAUUUGACAACGGUUCCCUCACCAUCAAUAAUGCAAAGCUGCGCUUCGUACUUGAUCCAAUCAGCGGAGAGCCGCAGUGUUAUGAGGUGGAACAGCAGCGCGAAGCGAAUCGUAUGAUUGAGGAGUUCAUGCUUUUGGCCAACCAGGCGGUGGCUCGUUUUAUAUACGAUUCCUUUCCGGAAAUCGCCGUUUUACGAAACCAUCCCCCUCCAUUGACCAAAUCGCUUAAAUCGCUUAAGGAGAAGCUUUUGGCCCUAGGCUUGGAACUCGACUACAGUUCCUCAAAAGCGCUCCAGGAAAGCAUGGUGCGACUAUGCCGGGAAGCAUCUGAUCCUGUGGCCAUGAGCGCUUGCCUCAGCCAGUUGCUUAUGAAGCCAAUGGCCAGAGCCACGUACUUCUGUAGCGAAGGAAAAACUGAACCCGCCGACCUGUGGCACUAUGCGUUAUCCAUACCCAUAUACACCCACUUUACGAGCCCGAUUCGUCGAUAUCCCGAUAUAAUGGUUCAUCGACUUCUGGCGGCGGCCCUAAAAUACUGUCCCCCGCCUGGACGCACUCCAGACGAACUGCAUGCUCUGACGAAGUUGGCCAACGAACGAAAGUACAACGCCAAAUUAGCCGGAGAUGACUCCGGCAACCUGUACUUCAAGCGGUACGUUAAAAUGAAGCAGAGCGUCUACAUGACCGCUGUGGUCAUGGAAAUCUUUCAGCACAUGCUAAAUGUGGUAACCUUGGAGUCUGGCCACGUAAUUAGUAUUAAUUACAAGAUGCAGAAGGUCCUCGUCCAUACGCACAAUGCUCCCAACUUCAUAUUGAUCGCCGAUCGGAACCAGAAGCACUCGCCUCGCAAACUGCAACUGCUCUCCGUAGUUCCCAUCUGCCUGAUCAUGUUGGAGAACAAGCUGACGGGAUUCCUGAUGUUGGGCGACAAUAUGCCGAAUGCACUAAAGGAGCAGCCAGGUGUGUCGGGCGGGUCCCGAAGGAACAAGCAAAAGCAACAACAAAACCAUCAAGAGCAGCAACAUCAACAGCAACGCCAACAUCAACAGAUGCAACGAAUUUUUGCCAUGCGGCAAAAUAGUUUAUAGCCAAUCCGUUCGCUUCAGCCCCAUCCCACAAAUCCUUUGGCCCCCUCGUUUUUAUAGGUUCGCACCAAAUCCCAAGCUCUUAAAAAAAAUUCAAGAAAAUAACAUCAUUACUGACCAUUGGACCCGGCCUUACUGCCUGGGCGAAAACUUCCUCUGUGAUGCCUAACCAAUGCAGACUGCCACUUUUUCCACGAGAUGUGUAUAAAUGUAUGUGGUAUGUACAUUGUAAGAACAUAAUCAAAUUUCAGGAUACCCGAACAAUAAAGGCUACGACGAUCGACAA
This is a messenger RNA of Drosophila bipectinata, 4005 nucleotides long. RefSeq names its product Dis3 like 3'-5' exoribonuclease 2 (gene Dis3l2). Gene Ontology annotation, cellular component: P-body. Gene Ontology annotation, molecular function: RNA binding; 3'-5'-RNA exonuclease activity. NCBI's taxonomy places the organism in Eukaryota, Metazoa, Arthropoda, Insecta, Diptera, Drosophilidae. Gene Ontology annotation, biological process: miRNA catabolic process; mRNA catabolic process. The record is from RefSeq and is a predicted model, not a curated record.